UUCUUUCUGUUUAUAAACCCUCUAAUGGCAGUCCGACGACCGCACCUCCCCGGCCCGCGCCAUCUCCAACUGAAAUUUGUGGAAACAUGAGAGAAAGCAAACGGCUAGCCCCUCAGAAGAAACAUUCCCGCGCCUCUGCACAAACGAAGCGCAAAUAUUUCGAUGACAAACAGCAAAACGAUCUCGAAACUGGUUCGAAGAGGCAAAAAUUAGUCUACAGGACCAAAACCCUAACUCUUAAACCUCACAGUUCCCGUUCAAAUUUGCCAGCUUUGAAUAGGUUUGAACCAAUUUACUCAUCAUCUUCUCGCAGUCGUAAACACAAGCAUGAUUGGAGCAGAAGUUCAAGUAUUGCUGAGAGUAAUCGCAAAUGGGUGUUUUCUGGCGACGAUUUCUCUGCUUAUAGUGAUAGGAUUGUUUUUGUGUCAUACAAUAUACUAGGUGUUGAAAAUGCAUCAAAGCAUCCAGAUUUAUAUUUCAAAAUCCCACCUGAGUGCUUGGAGUGGGAUAGACGAAAGGAGCUCAUUUGUAAGGAGAUCAAUCGUUAUAAUGCAGACAUCCUAUGUUUCCAGGAGGUUGAUCGUUUCAAUGAUUUAGAUUGCCUUCUUCAAAAUGAUGGCUUUAGAGGUCUUUACAAGGCCCGCACAGGUGAAGCAUAUGAUGGUUGCGCUAUAUUUUGGAGAGAUACACUAUUUACCCUUUUGCAUGAAGAAAAUAUAGAGUUCCAGAAUUUUGGCCUCCGUGACAAUGUUGCUCAACUUUGUGUUUUAAAGAUGAAUGAAAAUCAAUCAGAAUCUGACUUGUGUAUGCAAUCACUGAAGGCAAAGUCUACCCCUGCUCGAAGAUUAGUUGUGGGAAAUGUGCAUGUUCUUUUCAACCCAAAACGUGGAGACAUCAAGCUGGGCCAGGUUCGUCUAUUUCUUGAGAGAGCUCACAAGUUAUCACAAGAAUGGGGCGGCAUUCCUGUUAUACUUGGUGGAGAUCUAAAUAGCCUUCCACAGAGUGCUAUUUAUCAAUUUCUGUCUCAGUCUGAGGUAAUUUUGUUGGACGUCCUAGUCCAUGACCGCAGAAACAUUUCUGGGCAGCUCGAACACCCACCUCAGAACAAAUACUUCAGAUCUCCAAAUGAUAAUGUUAAGAGCAAUAACAUGUGCAUCUCAAGGCGAUCAAUGCGUGUAUGGAGUGAUGAUGAGUUGAGGCUUGCUACUGGUAGCAGAGGAGUAACUCACCUCCGUCACCAAUUAAAGCUUUUUAGUGCAUAUAUUGGGGUUCCUGGGACCCACAGAUCGAGAGAUAGUUGUGGAGAACCAUUGGCAACCUCAUACCACUCACAGUUUAUGGGAACUGUUGAUUAUAUUUGGCACACAGAGGAACUUCUUCCUGUAAGAGUUCUCGAAACCUUACCUAUGGAUAUUUUGCGAAGAAGUGCAGGUCUUCCUAAUGAGAAAUUAGGAAGCGAUCAUCUUGCCCUUGUAUGUGAAUUAGCUUUUGUAGAUGAUGACAGUAGGACUUGAGUCUUGAAUGAAAUUCAAAGCCUUCACAGUGCCUCAGACAUUAUGAAAAACUUUGCUUCCUUUGAGCAAUAUUCAUUUCCAAACAGCCAGUAUUACUGGAGCGCCAAAUAUUUGACUGCAACAGCUACGUGAUUGAAGAUCAAGCGUCAAUUUGGAAAGGAAAAAAGGUUUUCUCGUAAAUCCCAAAGAGUAGCUACAAGUAAAAUUUUUUCAUUAUUUUACUGGAUAUAUGAACAUCCAAAAUAAUUGAGACAUUUACAAUUAUUAUUAUAUUAUAUUCUUGGUAAUGAGCUGACUACAAUAAUUCAUUCUCUCUUUGCAAUAAUGCAAAGGCUCAUUAUACUUAAAUCAAAAUCUAAAUGUCUCUGCACUGUAAAUCUCUUUCUUCUGCAUCUACCUAUAAGAAAAGAAAAAUCUUUCAGUUGUCAGCAA
Molecule: messenger RNA, 1946 nt
Organism: Jatropha curcas
Lineage: Eukaryota; Viridiplantae; Streptophyta; Magnoliopsida; Malpighiales; Euphorbiaceae
Product: DNAse I-like superfamily protein
Molecular function (GO): 3'-5'-RNA exonuclease activity
Source: RefSeq, a predicted model, not a curated record